AUGGCGCCUCCCUCCAGGAAGACCGCAUUGACAGCCGCCCUCGCCCUCGCCCUCCUCAUACCAUCCACAAGCGCUAGCUACGCGUUCUACGUCGGCCGCGACCUCACAGCCCUCAAUGCCACGCUCGUAGGCGGCACCGGCGAAGAAGUCUCCUCGCACUGGCUCCAGAUCUUCCCCGCCGCGAACCACACAUCCAAUGCGACCAUCACCGUCGGCGUGACCGAGGACGCCGUCCUGCCAGGAAAAUUAAUUCAGAUACCGCAAGUCAAUCACACCUUCCGGUAUAUGUCUAUGGAAUAUUCGGAUUUUGAAGGCUUCCCUGCGCCGUUGACAAAUGGCGGUGUUAAUGAGAAGGGCGUCGCGGUAAGAGAUGUGUGGGCGAAUAGUAGGCAGGAACUUUACGACAUGACGCCGAAUCCGCAGACUGGUCUGCAGUACUCCGAUCUUGCACGCGUAGUCCUGGAACGCGCAAGCACGGCGCGGGAAGGCGUCGAGAUCAUUGGAGAUUUGAUUGCAAAAUACGGGUAUGCUGACUACGGAGGGAACUCGCACUUGAUCGCCGAUGCGAACGAAGGCUGGGUCGUGUGGGAGCAUUCGGGUGGAGUAGGACUGUGGGCUGCGGAAAGGCUGGGAACGGAUGUCGUAAGGAUUUUCCCCGUCGAUUUCGAGAACAGCACGGAUUAUAUGGGUUCCAGCAACAUUGUCAGCUUUGCGGUCGAGCAAGGCUGGUGGAACCCAAACGGAAGCGAGCCAUUUAACAUUUUUAAUGCGUACGGGUACCAGGUUGAGGGCGAGAAUCUCACUGCCCGUGACGGCGGAAACAAGUACAUGAGCCAGGCAGCCUUGGAAGAAGCGACGCUUGACAUGGUGCCCGUCACCGAAGCCGACAUGCGUGAGCGUGUGAGGGACUAUCGCAUCUCUGACGAUGAGGCUGGGUAUGGACAAGUUGUGAGCUUGUUCCAGAACAUGGACCCGGACACUAUCCGUAUCUGGAACGCGCCCACGGGAUCUGUGGCAGCGCCUUUCAUUCCCUGGUGGUUGGGUGUAGAGUCAGUUCCGCCAGAGUUCGGUGAACACCGAUACCUAACAACAGGCGCGUCGUCCUCGUUCCUUAACCCGGACUUCCAGCUGCAGGAAGCCUCACAGUUUGCCGGCCUCAUGUUCAAGCGCGUUUUGUAUUACAUGUGCUCAAACCCCAAUCAAUUCCAUCCCCUCGUCACGCAAAUGUACACUGCCUUCGAAAACCAAUCCGUAAGCGACUUGGGAUGGGUAGAGAAGAGCGCGCAGACUUUGAUCAGCAAUGGCGAGAGGGAUGCUGCAAAGAGUCUGCUGCAGUUCUACUCCCACACCAGAGCAAAUAAGGCUCUUGAUCUUGGCAGAACACUCACGGACGCGCUCGAUGGAUACAUCAAGUUAACCGGACAGUGGAGAGGUCCGGUGGGCUCUGAAAUCAACGAUGCAGGCGAGGGUGCAGAGACUGUAAAUUGCCUCGUAGGGUUCGAUCCGGAUCAGCCUGCUUGGAAGCAGCCCCCAAACCCGACAAAAAGGCGGAGGCGUACAGUCGCUAGAGGUAUUUCCCCUUGA
Molecule: messenger RNA, 1584 nt
Organism: Didymosphaeria variabile
Lineage: Eukaryota; Fungi; Ascomycota; Dothideomycetes; Pleosporales; Didymosphaeriaceae
Exons: 3
Coding region: 1-1584 (527 amino acids)
Biological process (GO): proteolysis
Molecular function (GO): cysteine-type exopeptidase activity; dipeptidase activity
Source: RefSeq, a predicted model, not a curated record